Panicum hallii is the source of this 1430-nucleotide messenger RNA. Its product is annotated as cinnamoyl-CoA reductase 1-like. The transcript has 6 exons. NCBI's taxonomy places the organism in Eukaryota, Viridiplantae, Streptophyta, Magnoliopsida, Poales, Poaceae. The record is from RefSeq and is a predicted model, not a curated record. Bases 146 to 1138 code for a protein of 330 amino acids. Gene Ontology annotation, molecular function: oxidoreductase activity, acting on the CH-OH group of donors, NAD or NADP as acceptor.
UCGCAACCCACCAAACCCCCCGCCCCGAAUCCCGAUCUCUCCCUGCCGCCCACCACCGCGGAAGAACGGCAGCGAAGUUCACCGACGGAGGCAACUCCUCAGCCAAGCAGUGAGCUGAGCUGAGCAGGGGAAAUCAAGCGCGAGCAUGGAGGCGGCGGCGGCAGCAGCAGCGGCGGCGGAGAAGAGCAGCACGGUGUGCGUGACCGGCGCGGGGGGCUUCGUGGCCUCGUGGCUCGUCAAGCUCCUCCUCUCCACCGGCCGCUACGCCGUCCGCGGCACCGUGCGCGAUCCCGGUGAUGGCAAGAAUGCUCAUCUCUUGGCGCUGGAAGGUGCCGGCGAGAGGCUGCAGUUGGUCAAGGCUGACAUGCUGGAUUACAGCAGCGUCGCGUCGGCGGUCGCUGGUUGUGAGGGUGUAUUCCAUGUUGCCAGCCCUGUUCCCUACGGCCAAUCCUCCAACCCCGAGGCAGAUGUUAUAGCUCCUGCUGUAACUGGCACACUGAAUGUGCUGAAAGCAUGCAAGGAGGCAGAAGUGAAGCGAGUCGUGGUGGUGUCUUCAGUUUCUGCUGUAUUCAAUAAUCCAAACUGGCCUAAGGGCAAGGCCUUUACUGAGGACAGCUGGUCAGAUGAGGAGUACUGCAGAAAGAAUGAGGAAUGGUAUUUCCUUUCUAAAACACUGGCAGAGCAUGAGGCUUUUGCUUAUGCAGCAAAAACUGGGCUGGACAUUGUCACUAUUUGCCCAUCUUUGGUAAUUGGACCGUUGAUGCAACGUACAGUAAAUACGAGCGUUAAAGUCUUCCUCAGUUAUAUCAAAGGGGACCAGGAGACAGUUCAAAAUGGAUUCAAGAAUCUAGUGGAUGUUCGUGAUGUCGCUGAUGCCCUUUUGUUGGCAUACGAAAACCCGCAGGCGUCUGGACGGUACCUCUGCAAUUCACUGCCAAUAAGAGUCUCUGAUAUUGUAAAUAUAUUAAUAAAGAGCUCAUUUCCAACAUAUACUUAUCCCAAAAACUUCGUUGAAUUUGAAGGCGGCUACACAUAUGAUACGGAGAAGCUUCGGAAGCUAGGGUGGACCUACAGGCCUAUGGAGGAAACCCUCCGGGACAGCAUCGAAUGCUACCGACGUUUGGGCAUCCUGAACUGAGCAUCCAUCCAGCUGGGUCACCUUUGCCAGGUUUGGCUGCUGGUACUAGCAAACUGUUUGUCUUAACAUGUAAAAGGUGUGGUGACGGAACGGGACCAGUUAGGGCACCAUGUGAGGUAGUACAUUGGUUAAGAUUCAGAACACCAUCGUUUCAGAGUUGUCUGCAGGGCUGCAGGGCAUGUAUUAUUCUACGGGGCGUUACCUGUUACAUGUUGUAAAUUUGCGAGUUGAACUGCCGAUUCAGAGUUUUCAGGAGCGAAUUCAAGAGUCAGAUCAGUUUCUUGCCCAAAUA